AUGGGAAAAGGUUACAAGGUGGUGGUGUGUGGAAUGGCUUCUGUUGGGAAAACUGCCAUUUUGGAACAGAUUCUGUACAGUAACCACAUUGUUGGCAUGGAAUGUAAUGCGACUGUAGAGGAUGUGUAUGUGGCUCUGGCUGAAACCGAUCGGGGAGUAAAGGAACAGCUACGUCUGUAUGACACCAAAGGGGUGGAGGGAGUCGAACAGUUCCCCAGACAUUACUUCUCUGUCGCUGAUGGCUUUGUUUUGGUGUAUGCUGUGAAUUGCCUGGAAUCCUUCCAGAAAGUUGACCAGCUCAAAAACGAGAUUGACAAACUUAGAGACAAGAAGGAGGUGCCAGUAGUGGUUUUGGGGAACAAAACUGACCUUGCGGAGCAGAGACAAGUCACGACUGAAGUAGCACAGCAGUGGGCCAAGCUUGAGAAAGUGAAACUCUGGGAAGUGAUGGUGACAGACAGAAGGACGCUGAUGGAGCCUUUCACCAUGCUGGCGAGUAAACUCUCUCAGUCCCAGAAUAAAUCAGCGUUUCCUUUGCCCGGCAGGAAGAGCAAAGGCAAUAACGGAGACAGCUAAAAUAAUCCUCCAGGGAUGAACUUGGUGAGUUUCUGCCUCCUGCUGGGGCAUAUGUUCAGCACUCCCCUUUGCGCCUCAUGAAGCAUAGCAGGAUAUUCGACAAUGAAACUGGUAAAUGGC
This is a messenger RNA of Gekko japonicus, 696 nucleotides long. RefSeq names its product NFKB inhibitor interacting Ras-like 1 (gene NKIRAS1). Bases 1 to 576 code for a protein of 191 amino acids. The record is from RefSeq and is a predicted model, not a curated record. Gene Ontology annotation, molecular function: GTP binding; GTPase activity. NCBI's taxonomy places the organism in Eukaryota, Metazoa, Chordata, Lepidosauria, Squamata, Gekkonidae. Gene Ontology annotation, biological process: canonical NF-kappaB signal transduction. The transcript has 3 exons.